AUGGCUGACAGAUGGUGCGAAACGUUCGGAGAACAGCGUGGGACAAGGCUGCAGUUUGAGACCUUCAACCUGUAUCAUGCGAAUCACUGGAUCAUCAAACCAGCCACCGACGGCUAUGCGAAAAAGGGCUGCAGCAUGGUAGAGCUCAUGGCGAUUCAAGUUCAGAGACCUCAUUGGUUUGUGUCACAUGCUUGGAUCGAGCCUGUUUGUAAGUUUCUGGCCUGCUUGGAGCAGCAUGCUCUGGUGCGAGAACUCUCAAGCAGUACAUUCUAUUGGGUCUGUGCAUAUGCCAAUAACCAGCACUGCGUGGAAGAGGAUAUCAAAAGCAACCCGCGCAGCACUUCAUUCUACAGAGCUAUGCAGAUGUCUGAGGGAGUUCUUUUGGUGCUGGAUUCAGCUGGAACGCCUUUCGCCCCGGGAGGGGGGCGCCUGUGGUGUUUACUUUGGCGCCUCGCCAAAGAUGAUGUGAUCCAGGAUAUUGCAGACGAGGGUGAGCUCGGUUCUUGCUAUUGGAUGAUGGGGCGCUUCCAUGGCAUGGCACGCUGCGUGCACUUGACGGCUGCUCUUCUUCAGGCCGUCUACCGCAGCUGCCUCUUUGCCUCGGUUGAGCACAUCUUUCACUGGCUACCACUGGUUCACUUCGAUGCGUGUUCUUGUCUUCCACCCACGCUGGAAGUUGUAUUGUACAGGAUUGCGAGCUUUGUCUCAAGCUACCCUCCAGGAGUGGGGGUGGCCCCCAGCGCCUAUGGCGCCCGAAAGCUGCCUCUAGCCACCUCCUUCGUGGGGCCCAGGUCCCGGAGCCGGUCUGCAAGCACCGAGGCCUCGACAGUCAGCGACCAGGCGCCGGAAAAAGACUUUGGGCGCCUGAGAGACGAUGCGCGUCGUAAUGAGGCGAACCGUGGAGCUGCCACGUUGCACAGCGAGGCAGGAAGUGGAGCUGGUGGCACUUCCAACAUGUACCCGGUAGGUCCUCCAAUUUUGGUGAUCGGAGACGCCACCUCGUCGUCGCACUAUGUUGGAACAGAGUUGAGGACUCGCUGCCUCAUGUCGGUUUCUGUGGAUAUUCCUGGACAUGGUCACUUUGAUAUCAAACUGACUGCUUCGAGCACCGCUGCUGACAUUAUUUUACUGCUACGUGAGCGUUUGCCAGACAGCCCAUGGCAUGGGAACAAGUUGCUGUCAAGUGGGGUCUGCCAGCUACAACGCGAUGACGUUGUGGAGGCAACCCGCCACAGCACAUUAGUCUUGACAAACUACUCAGAGAUCACCAACCAGGACGGCUAUGCGAAAAAGGGCUGCAGCAUGGUAGAGCUCAUGGCGAUUCAAGUGCAGAGACCUCACUGGUUUGUGUCACAUGCUUGGAUCGAGCCUGUUUGUAAGUUUCUGGCCUGCUUGGAGCAGCAUGCUCUGGUGCGAGAACUCUCAAGCAGUACAUUCUAUUGGGUCUGUGCAUAUGCCAACAACCAGCACUGCGUGGAAGAGGAUAUCAAAACCAACCCACGCAGCACUUCAUUCUACAGAGCUAUGCAGAUGUCUGAGGGAGUUCUUUUGGUGCUGGAUUCAGCCACUGAUGGCGCGAAAAUCAUGGAGCGCCUUGCCUGGGAUCGGCUUGUGGUCGGGGUCUACCCACCACGUAUAGGCAGCGCUGCUACUCGGCGGAGUGCGCUUGACAAGGCGCCCCAGGCGACUCGUGGAGCUGCCAAAUUGGAUAGCGAGGACGACGAGGACGACGAGGACGACGAGGAGGACGAGGAGGAGGAGGAGAGGAUUCGCUGCCUCAUGUCGGUCUCUGUGGAUAUUCCUGGACAAGGUUACUUUGAUAUCAAACUGACUGCUUCGAGCACCGCUGCUGACAUUAUUUUAUUGCUACGUGAGCGUUUGCCAGACAGCCCAUGGCAUGGGAACAAGUUGCUGUCAAGUGGGGUCUGCCAGCUACAGUGCGAUGACAUUGUGGAGGCAACCCGCCACAGCACUUUAGUCUUGACAAACUACUCAGAGAUCACUAACCAGGCCGAUGGGGCCGCUGGAGCCGAUGAGGCCGAUGAGGCCGAUGAGGCCGAUGGAGCCGAUGAGGCCAAUGGAGCCGAUGAGGCCGAUGAGGCCGAUGAGGCCGAUGGAGCCGAUGAGGCCGAUGAGGCCGAUGAGGCCGAUGAGGCCGAUGAGGCCGAUGGAGCCGCUGGAGCCGCUGGAGCCGAUGACACCGAUGAGGCCGAUGGAGCCGAUGAAGCCGAUGGAGCCGAUGAGGCCGAUGAUGAGGCCGAUGAGGCCGAUGGAGCCGAUGAGGCCGAUGGAGCCGCUGGAGCCGAUGAGGCCGAUGGAGACGGCUAUGCGAAAAAGGGCUGCAGCAUGGUUGAGAUCAUGGCGAUUCAAGUGCAGUCCAGUGUACCCACUGCAGUAGCACCUGGCGCGCUGACUGGAGAGACGAAAAACUCACUGCAGCGGCUCGAACGCUCAGCACUGUGCGACGAGUUUCGAGAGUCGUGGGGUGAGGAGACACCUAUUGAGGACACCCAAGAUUGGGGAGGUGAGGCAGAUGAGGAUGAGGAGUGCGAAGAUCUAGACGAAGAUGAAGAAGAGGACGGAGGAGAUGAUUCCCAGGAGUCUGACACCACUUCAAGUUCUGCCGCUGGAGAUACUUCUCCAAAGAGCAAGGGUUCCCGGGCAUCAAGCCCUGCGAGUCAGGGGGGCGGUUCAGGCCUCUGGGGCAAUGAUGCCGGUGAUGCCAGUGAUCAUUCUUGUGCAGCAAGUUCUGACCCCAAGCACGACAGGAUUCAGCAGUUAACACGAAUGUUGGGCGCGAUGAGGAAAGAACAAACUGCAAAGAAAGCCAAAGUACUGGUGAACGCCCCGGACAAGAAGAUUGACAAAACCAUCAUCAUUGAUGAUACCAUGCCAUUUGGAGAUGAUCAUAGUGAUACCCAAGUACAUCCCUUCAUGGACGAGUUGGCAGACCAGUUCUCUGCCGAAGAACCUGUCUUUGAUGACAUGCCAGAAACCCCUAUUGUGACCCGCAGAGAGCAAAUCAGCCUGAAGCGUCAAGAAGAACCGGAAGGUGAGACAGGUCAGAAGCCAGCAAAGGGGAAGGUGAAUGUGUCGAAGGAAAAGCAGAUGAAGAAAGGCAAGGAGGAGAAGGCAUUGUCUGGGAAGCAAGAUGUUGCUGAUGAUGGCCCAGACAAUGGGAAAGUGAAGAAGGCACGAGAUCAGAAGAAGGAUGCGCAGUGCACAGGAGGUAGGGUAGACCAGACAGUGGAGGACAACAAGGCCGCAGGAAAGAAAGAUGGAGAAGAUGAAUUCCAAAAUCACGAUGAGACACAUUCGCAAAUGGGAGGUCCAACCACCGAGACCGAGGCAGGAGAGGGUGGGCAUGAGGAGAAAGAGGAAGGAUUGAAUGGAGAAGAGGAGAUCGGGGAAAUUGAAGGGAAGAAGGAAAGCCAAGGAGAUGCGAAGACCCAUGAUGAUGAGGACAAAGGAGACGAGGAUGAGAAGGAGGAUCAGCAGGAUAUCCCCAGGAGACGAUCUCGCAAGCCAAAGGAGCCCAAGGAAGGUGGAAGGAAGAAGGAUUCAGCAAGAGCAAAGAAGACCAAUAAAGCAGAAGAGAAGGAUGCGAAGGAAGGACCAGUCCGAGGAGAAGUGAAGAAAAGAACAAAAAUUGCCGAUCAAAUGGAGGACAAAGAUGAAAGCGAGGAUGACAAGCCAGACCAGCAGGAAGAGGAAGCCGAGGAGGCAGCCCCUGAGAAGAAGAAGGAACCCAAAGUGACAUAUUCCCCGUAG
Cladocopium goreaui is the source of this 3771-nucleotide messenger RNA. NCBI's taxonomy places the organism in Eukaryota, Dinophyceae, Suessiales, Symbiodiniaceae. The record is from the annotation of a GenBank genome assembly.